CUUAAGGUAAGGGUGGAAAUUUUCUUAUUACAAGAGAAGUGGGAGAAAGGGAGGGCAAGCGGAUGAGAUAAAUAUGAUCAAUGAGAGUAUGGUCCAUCCUAUCACGAUUCUACCUCCUCCGUUUAUUCCCGGUGCGCGUGAUCGACACGACCCCUACCCUCCGUUUCGUCCCACUACUGCAUUUCCUUCUUCAACCUCACCCCCUCUCUUGUUCCCCUUGCCCACCAAACUUGAUAUUAAAAGUUGGAGACUUCUCAAAUCUCCUCUUACUACCCCGCAACUCUCUCUCCGGUGGUUCCUUAUCCUCAUCGUCUUCAUCCCCAGUGGGAGGUGGCUGUGGAGGGUUAAAACCUGGGUCGUUCAUCACAUCUCUCGGAUCCAUGCUCCCACAUAUCAACGAGUCUCAG
Molecule: messenger RNA, 407 nt
Organism: Cantharellus anzutake
Lineage: Eukaryota; Fungi; Basidiomycota; Agaricomycetes; Cantharellales; Hydnaceae
Exons: 2
Source: RefSeq, a predicted model, not a curated record